CUGCGGCCUCCUCAUGCCCGUGGCCUCCUCCCCAGGCCCCGGGCCUCAGCCGCCAGCCCCGAGCAGUCGGCGCAGCUGCAGCGCUGGCUCCUCCGGGCGAAGGGCCUCGGGAGGAUCCCCUCCGGGUCUCGUCUGGACGCAGCCGAGGAGGGGGAGGGCCUGAUGCUCGGCCAAUGAGCGGGGUCUGAGCCGCCGCGUCGGGCAACACCUCUGCCCAGGACUGGCCCUUCCCUUCCCUAGCCCAGCAGGUGUAGGGCCCGGCCGCCCGCGUCCGCGCGCGGGGUUUGCACGGCAGGCACGAGGGCCCGGGAAGCGCCGUCCUAAGGCGCUUAGGCGCGCGCGGGGUGCAUUAUCGUGCUGUGUUUGACCCAGGAUCUCAAGGAUUUCAUAAACACCCUCCCUCCCCGUUAUUCAGGUGGUCUUUCGUAUGGGGAUGUGGGGCAGCUUCCAAGACAUCGGCCACCUUGAGAUGGCCAGGAGUUGGCGAUCCACGGAGCUGGAAUGUUUAAUCUGUACUUGGGGCAGAGGAUUCUGGGCCAGGAAACCCGACUCGAGGAAAUACAGCAGGAAUUGGAAGGCUGGGUGUCCAGUUAGAGGAAGUGGGACUAAGGAGCAGUCUCAGAAGCUUUCGUUUUCUUUAUUAAGUUUAUCCUAGGGACUUAAAGUAGCUGUUCCCAGUUUUUCGGGCUCAAGGGUCAGUAGCUUUAUGUUCCUCCAAACUGUGCAGUGUAAAGAUUGUACAGUCUCGGGUUACUUUUCUUGCCCUUGGUGGCAAUCUACAAAUGAGAAUUUGUUCCUGGAGCUCAUUAGAAUCUUUACAUUCUUUGGAGAGUGAGGAGUCAGGCUUUAGACUUUCUUGAUUCCACGCCUGAGCAUUUCUGUGUAGGGCCUUUGCUCCUGCCUUUAAAUGAUUUAUCAAGUUGAAUUUCAAAGAUCUGUCAGAGAGCCCCUUGAUGUGUAGGGCAGUUUUUGUUGGCAAAAAUGACCUAGAUCUACACAACUAUUGUUAAACAACAGGUAACUAUAUUCUAAGUAGCUUAAUUUAUUUUUAAAGGAACAUUUUUCUCUGCAAACUUUAUUUUCAUUUAUUUUGCAAGAAAUAAGGAAAUAACAUAAAAUAGGAACAUAUACAGUUUGGCCGUUUACUUUUAAAGAAUAAAAACUACACUUUUUCAGUCUAUACGGGAUCUGGUUCACUUUCAGUCCCUAAGGAGAAGCCAGGUGUUUGCACUUCCAACUGUGAGGGUGUUUUUGGUUUCAGGGAGGGGUGUGUUUUGGUGAGGAAGAGUGGCCCUGAGCUAACAUCUGUGCCAUUCUUCCUCUGUUUUGUAUGUGCGACGCUCCCACAGCAUGGCUUGAUGAACACUGUGUAGGUCCAUGGGCAGGGAUCUGAACCCAUGAACCCCAGGCUGCCGAAGCAGAGUGCCAGAACUUAACCACCAGGCUGGCCCCUGUUUUUGCUGUUUUUAUGACCUUUUAUGUGUGUCAGCUUUAAGGAGAAGCUAGAGUUUUGUUCGUUUUUUCCUGAUCAGUAAAUAAGAAUACUGAAUUUUUUGGUUUAUUUUUAACAGUGAUGUUUGGAAGCAGUUCAUUUAAGAGGCAAUAUAGUAUAAUGGUUAAAAUUAUGGAUGUCAGAGCCAGAUGUCCUGGUUUCAAAUCCCAGGUCCACCAGUUACUAGCUGUUUUGACCUUGAGCGUGUUGCUUAACCUCUCCCUGCUUUAGUUUCCUCAUCUAUAAAAUGACCAUAAUAGUAUCUAACAUUUUUGUGAGGAAAAAAUGAAUUUAAUAUUAUGAAGUGCUUGGAACAGUUCCUGAUACAUGAAACCUUGACCUUGAAGAUGGUGAGUAGCCAGCCAAAGUACGAUCUAAUACGGGAGGUAGGCCGAGGUAGUUACGGUGUUGUGUAUGAAGCAGUCAUCAGAAAGACCUCUGCACGGGUGGCAGUGAAGAAAAUUCGAUGCCAUGCACCCGAAAAUGUUGAACUAGCCCUACGAGAGUUCUGGGCACUAAGCAGUAUCAAGAGCCAACAUCCAAAUGUGAUUCACUUGGAGGAAUGCAUCCUACAAAAAGAUGGGAUGGUGCAAAAGAUGUCCCACGGCUCUAAUUCUUCCCUUUAUUUACAGCUUGUAGAGACUUCAUUGAAAGGAGAAAUUGCCUUUGAUCCCAGAAGCGCCUAUUAUUUGUGGUUUGUGAUGGAUUUUUGUGACGGAGGAGAUAUGAAUGAAUAUCUGUUGUCCAGGAAACCCAAUCGUAAAACUAACACCAGCUUCAUGCUUCAGCUGAGCAGCGCCCUGGCUUUCUUGCAUAAAAACCAGAUCAUCCACAGAGAUCUUAAGCCUGAUAACAUUCUGAUUUCUCAAAGCAGGUUGGAUACCAGUGACUUGGAACCUACACUGAAAGUGGCUGACUUUGGUCUAAGUAAAGUUUGUUCAGCCUCUGGGCAGAACCCAGAAGAACCUGUCAGUGUAAACAAGUGUUUCCUUUCCACAGCAUGUGGAACAGAUUUCUACAUGGCUCCUGAAGUGUGGGAGGGACAUUACACAGCCAAAGCUGACAUCUUUGCUCUGGGGAUUAUCAUCUGGGCGAUGCUGGAAAGGAUCACAUUCAUAGACACAGAGACAAAGAAGGAACUCUUGGGGAGUUACGUAAAACAAGGAACUGAGAUUGUGCCUGUUGGGGAGGCGCUUCUGGAAAAUCCCAAAAUGGAACUUCUCAUUCCUGUGAAGAAGAAGUCUAUGAAUGGGCGAAUGAAACAACUGAUUAAGGAAAUGCUGGCUGCAAACCCUCAGGAUCGUCCAGAUGCUUUUGAACUAGAACUCCGAUUAGUGCAAAUUGCAUUUAAAGAUAACAGCUGGGAAACGUGACACAUACAUUAUUUGCAAAUAUCUUGGAUGAUAUGCUGCUUCUGUUAUAACAGUGCUGCAACAUAAUGUGGCUGAAAAGAAUAUAAAAAGCUAAACUCCACCUUCUAAGGGUUUAGAUUUUAUUGUGGGGUGUUUUUUUUCCUCCUUUUACUUAAGUCCAAGCUGGCCAUUUUGUUAAUAUGUUUUAAAUGUGUAUUACCAAUGUGGGUGUAAAUUUUUUUUAAAUGAUCAUUGGUAGAAGUUUGGCAGGAAAAUUCUCUAAGAGCCAAGAAGAGAAGGGAGUCCAGUUUUCUGAAAAUAUGUCUCUAAGUAUUUUAGACAUUCCUUGUCAGUAUUAGGAAUUUCCAUGGAAGAGAGGUUUGCAUGCUGGUAAUGCAAGCUUUGAAGCUUUGUAAAGGAAACAUAUAUGUAUAUAUUUAUGUAUAUGUAAGUAUGUGAAUGUGUGCAUUUUGCAUUCCAUAUGAAGAAAAUGCCACUUCUGUUUAAAUUAUUUAAUGUAGGUUUGGGUUUUUGAGAUUUGCUGGUGAAAUCAGUGAUGAAAAAUAAAAGAACCUUCCCUCAUCUUCCUACCCUGUCCCUCCCUCUAAUGAAAUCAUCCUAAGUUUUUUAUUUUUGUAAUAUUAUACAAGUUUUUUUUUUAAGGCAUCAUUUUGGAGGGUCUAAAAUUAUCUGAUUAAACAUAAAUGAAAUUAAGUGAUCCAAAGCUGCUGAAGUAUGUGUGAGCUCUCCAGUGGCCUGUAGCUGGAGGAGUUGGAUUGGCCAUGCAAUCAUGCGGUAGCAGGUUGGCAAGGACACUGAUGAUUCAGUCAUACCUUCUUUAGGUAACCAAGUAUUCAGUUAACCAAUUAAACCACUGCAUUGGGACAUGUCUGCACUUGAGCAUCUGCAAUCUGAUAUAAAUCUGCAUACAAGAUUCUUCUGUUUCUGAAAACUUUGCUAUAUGUAACUAUAGCACUUGAUAUAUUAAUUUUUGAUUUUAAGACUUUGGCUAAGCUUCAUGAAGUUGAAGAAACAAAGUGAGCUCUACCCUCACAUUGCCUGCCCUGAUACGGUCUCUUGUUUAAUUCCUGGGAUUCCUUUCAUUUGGGCACUAAUGCUCUUUUCUCUUGUUUGAUUUGACACAGUAAUGGUAGUGAUAUGGUUGUAGUAUUAAAUGUCGAUCACCUUUUUCUAAAGUGGGAGAUGAUACCUAUACAGUUUGGCAAAUGGAUAAAAUAUUGUGGCGUCAACUCUAUCUUUGAAGUAGAAAAGUUAUGAAUUUUAUAUAGUCACUUGGUAUGGUCUGUGUCAAAAACCAGUAGACCAUGAUUAUUCUUGAAGUCGAUUUGAUUUUAGCCUUAUAUGGUUGUCUCCAACUUGUUUUCCUGUAAAUCCAGAUAGUUAAAAUCUAAGGAAAGGAAAUUUUCCUAAAACAGAACAUUAGCCUUUAAGGUUAGAUAGACUUUUAAGACCAUUGUAUCUAGGUUAAUCUUUAUAAAGCACUAGAAUCUUUGGUCAAAAGUAAAAAAAAAAAAAGUAUUAGAAUAUUGAGAUCAUUGAUAGUUUGUGUAGUCUCAGCUUUUUUGAACUUCCACAACUUUUGGAAUAUUGCUAUCAUAAUUUUUUCCUUAUUUAAAAUGUGUUCAGCAGACUACAGAAGGUGAAAAAGCACAAAAAAUUGGAGUACGUAAAAUUUCUGGACUAUGCAUUACUUGGUCUGGAAGUUUAAAAUUUGGACCAAAAGAUGUUAUUGAAAUAAAGCCUUUUAAAAUAAAAAAAAAAUCAUAUACUUUUAACACCACUUUCAAGCUAAUAAAUGUAAGAAUUCUUUCCGAAAUUAGAGGUGGAAAUGCACUGGAACCUCGUGAUCACCAAAUUAGUGUAACACACAUCUGGCCAAAGGGAUUGAUUUACUGGAAGUAAAAAGCAUCAUUAUAACAUUGAAGUGUCAAUAACAUGGCACUUCAGCAGAGACUCACGAUGACUCAGGUGAUGGUAUGCCAGUGCUUCAUUUGCUCUUCAAAUAUCUGUGUGCUUGGAGCCAUGGUUUCCUAAGCACGUAGUUUUUGGUCCUGCCUCAUUUAAAAUAGUUAACGAUUAUCAUUUAUUUUGAAAGAUUUUACAUGUGAAGUGGAAUUCUUUCAUUGACAGCAAGGGUGUGAGGUGAUGAGGAAGUUUCUUCUGGAAUUUUCUCAAGUCCUUGUAUUCUAAAAUAGCCUAUGAUACCAAGCAAAAUGAUAGUAAAUUGUCUGUCUUUAUUCUUUCAGUCAGGAGGUAUUUAUUAAGUACCUACUGUGUGCUCAGCACUAAAGGUCAGUUGAUAAAAUGACAGUUUAAAAAUGGUGUAUAGCCAUAGGCCUUUUCCAGUAAGGAGUAAGAAAUAAAAGAGGAUUAGUGAUACUUGGAAAUUCCUGGAUAUUUGCUAGAGGAAACAUGAAAGCAAGAAUUUGUGCACAGUGCCUUGCCCAUAGUAGGUACUCAAUAAACAAUUAUUCCUCAUAGAGUCUCUUGCCAUGGUUUCAUAGUGUUUUAUGAAAUUUGUCUUAAUUGAAAAAAGACCAAAUAUUUCAAAUAAGCUUAUAGGCAGCUGUCGCCAGUUAAAAUAUGGGGUUGUACAGAUAGUUCUAGAAUGUUAUUUUGCACUAGAUGUCACUUAGAAAGAUGGGGUUCCUGUAGAUUUUUGGUGCUAAGGGAUACUUUGUCAUUAUGAUGAAGUAAGUGUUAAGUGUCAGAUAAAUAGCACACUGAAUAGUUCUUUCUGCUGGUCUGUUUUUUCCUCUUUGUUGUUGUUGUUUUUAAUUGUAAAAUGUUUAUCAAUCACACUAUUGUAGCAGCUACAAAAUAAUUCACCAGCAUGACAAAAUGGUCAAAAAAUAAGUCAUCAGCACUUCAAAAAUGAAAGCAACUUUUGAAAUUUUCUUUUAAAAUUGUCAAAUAUAUUUUAUGAAGAAUUUAUAAAAGGGGGGAAAUGAUUGUAAUUUAUUGUUCAUGACUGUUUUUUUUGUUUGUUUUUUUUUAAUAAAGUGAGUUUCAACAAAAAAACCCUGAAAAUUCUACAUUGCUGCAUUGGUGGCUCUCUUGAGUAGUUCUGUAGUGCUUUACUUCAUGAACAUAAAAUAGAGGGUAUAAAACUUGAAGCAAUGUCAUUUUCAGCCUUAUCUAAUAAAUGAAACUUUGUUUCUAUAAUAGAAGCUAUUGCUGAGGAAAAGAUGAUUGAAUUAUAGGAGUUUCAGCAUUUCGAGUUUUCUAAAAUUUUAAUGCUUACUAUCUUGCUGUAUUUGUAAGAGGAACUUGUAUUGCCUGAAAAAAAAUGACUUGUUCAUUUAUCUUUCUAUCUCAUUAAGCUGAGGAUGCAUCCCAGACUCAGAAUGAAGUAUGAUAAAUGCAACAAGAGGAUGCAAUUUUUUAAUCUGUAACUUUGAGACCAUGGUUUGUUUUCUAUAAAGUCAUCUGGCCCACUUUUUUCUUUUCUUUUGUAGGUUUUAUUAUGUAUGCCUUCUCCAGAGUAAACAAAGUACUGAGGAUACAAUACACUUAGUGGUCCAAUGGAACAGCAGAUGGAAAAAUGGGCGAUAGAAAACAUUAACUCUACAUGUGCUCUAGCCACCAGGAAUUGUGCUGCUUCUGACUCAGCCACCUUCUCCUGGAUAGUCUUU
Messenger RNA from Diceros bicornis minor, 6500 nucleotides. RefSeq names its product PDLIM1 interacting kinase 1 like (gene PDIK1L). The transcript is spliced from 3 exons. Bases 1792 to 2865 code for a protein of 357 amino acids. Lineage: Eukaryota; Metazoa; Chordata; Mammalia; Perissodactyla; Rhinocerotidae. The record is from RefSeq and is a predicted model, not a curated record. Gene Ontology annotation, biological process: protein phosphorylation. Gene Ontology annotation, molecular function: protein kinase activity; ATP binding.